AUAACCCUAUUGAGUGUUUUUUAACUAAAUUAACAUGGCUCGAAUGAACCGCCCAGCUCCUGUGGAAGUCACAUACAAGAACAUGAGAUUUCUUAUUACACACAAUCCAACCAAUGCGACCUUAAACAAAUUUAUAGAGGAACUUAAGAAGUAUGGAGUUACCACAAUAGUAAGAGUAUGUGAAGCAACUUAUGACACUGCUCUUGUGGAGAAAGAAGGUAUCCAUGUUCUUGAUUGGCCUUUUGAUGAUGGCGCACCACCAUCCAACCAGAUUGUUGAUGACUGGUUAAGUCUUGUGAAAAUCAAGUUUCGUGAAGAACCUGGUUGUUGUAUUGCUGUUCAUUGCGUUGCAGGCCUUGGGAGAGCUCCAGUACUUGUUGCCCUAGCAUUAAUUGAAGGUGGAAUGAAAUAUGAAGAUGCAGUACAAUUCAUAAGACAAAAGCGGCGUGGAGCUUUUAACAGCAAGCAACUUUUGUAUUUGGAGAAGUAUCGUCCUAAAAUGCGGCUGCGUUUCAAAGAUUCCAACGGUCACAGAAACAACUGUUGCAUUCAAUAAAAUUGGGGUGCCUAAUGCUAUUGGAAGUGGAACUUGAGAUAGGGCCUAAUUUGUUAUACAUAUUAGCCAACAUGUUGGCUUAGUAAGUCUAAUGAAGCUUCCAUAGGAGUAUUGAAAGGCAGUUUUACCAGGCCGCAAGCUAGACAGAUUUGGCAACCUCUGUAUUUGGGUUACAGUCAACCUGUUUGGAUACUUGGCAAAAGAUUCUUGCUGUCAGCAUAUAAAAUGUGCUUGUCAUUUGUAUCAAUUCACCUUUCCCCAAAUCAUGCAGUAUUGAGUUAUGACUUGUUUAAAUCUAUUCCCAUGCCAGAAUCUUAUCAAUACAUAAGAAAUUUAGGAAGAUUAGGUGCCAAAAUACCCAGCACAAUACUUGUAUAUUUUUAGUACCAUACAGAACUAAAAUCCCAGGAACUAUGAACACUAGACCUUAUGUGGUUUAUUCAUUCAGUCAUUUCAAACAUUGAAAGUAGGGCCUACAUGGUUAUUUGCCUGCUCACUUUAUGUUUACAUCUCCCAUAUUCAUACCAGUAUACGUCAGGUUUGCUUAACCAUCGAUUUUUUUUUUUUUUUUUUUUUUACCAAGUCUUACAGUGAUUAAUGUGUUUCCAUAAAUCUCACUUUGUGCUGUAUUAAAAAAACCUCCAUUUUGAAAAUCUACAUUGUACAGAAGCACAUGUCUUUAAUGUCUUCAGACAAAAAAGCCUUACAUUAAUUUAAUGUUUGCACUCUGAGGUGCAACUUAACAGGGAGGGCCUGAGAAAAGAAUGGGAGGGGGCUAUUAAUUAUUUUUAGCAAAAUGUUGCCUUUGUCUUGUGCAAACAUGUAGAAUAUGCUCUUUAAUUUAGUAAAAUAUUUUUUUAAAAGGUAGAGAUGCUUUGUUAUUGUAAUCAUAAACUUCUUGAAAUUCUUGUAAUUUUUUUCCCAUACUUAUCAGAAGUGUGUUUACCAACUUAUUUUUGUUUGAAAGUGUGAUUUUUUUUUUCCUUCCCAACCUCUCUUGCAAAAAAAAGAAGUGGGUUUCUGCUAAUGAAUUGAGCAGACAUCUAAUAUUUUAUAUGCCUUUUGAGCUGUGUAACUUAAUAUUUGGAUACUUGACAAUUUGUUUUAUUAUGUAAUUGAUAAAAUGGUGAUGUGUAUUAAUGUUAGUUCAGCCAUAUAUUUAUACUGUCUGGGGAUGUGUGGUUAUAGUUCUGUGGGAGAAAUAAUUUUGUCAGUGUUCACCAGCUUGUAAAAACUUAGUGCGAGAGCUGAAACAUCUAAAUAAAUAAUGACAUGCAUUUAUCAGCA
Molecule: messenger RNA, 1843 nt
Organism: Pongo pygmaeus (Bornean orangutan)
Lineage: Eukaryota; Metazoa; Chordata; Mammalia; Primates; Hominidae
Gene: PTP4A1
Product: protein tyrosine phosphatase 4A1
Exons: 5
Coding region: 35-556 (173 amino acids)
Biological process (GO): protein dephosphorylation
Source: RefSeq, a predicted model, not a curated record